Prorocentrum cordatum is the source of this 1443-nucleotide messenger RNA. The record is from the annotation of a GenBank genome assembly. NCBI's taxonomy places the organism in Eukaryota, Dinophyceae, Prorocentrales, Prorocentraceae.
GUCGCAGCUGGAGUACCUGGGCCAGCCUUGUUGGACACCCAGACCAGGUCGCUGGCGAACUACUUUCGGUCCGUUCGCUCCAUGACGCACGACGCCGCCACGGCAUUGACUCAGGAGCUGAAUCGCGGCCCGUGGACUGCUACCCAGGUUGCGUCGCUCGCCCAAGUGCUUGGGGACUCCAUCAUCACGCCUGGUACGCAGAGCGGCCCACGUGGGCAACAGAAGAACCCUACCCUGCAGAAUUACUUCACUGAGGCCGACUGGGUGCAGUUCUCCGAUCGCGGCACAAGCAUUGUCGCCAAGAUAAAGAUCAUGGCGAACAGGUACUAUUGCAUCGGUGCGUCUUGUCCUGGCGAGAAGAUGCUGGUCCGCGGCAUCAACAUCCUGACCGAAGUUGGCCUGUGCGAGGAGGAGAAAUCCUCGAUCGACGCGAGCAUCUUCAAGAGGUGGUGCCACGAGUUGCAGUCAGAGAUCAAGACGUUCGAUCGCAUCAGGCCAAAGUUUCCAGGUACUCACAUCAUCCUUUACCCGCCUGGCCCUGACGGCCUGGAUGCAGCUGCCUGGGCAUUCGCCUACGAAGACGGCCAGCCCGUGAAUCCCCCGUCCGACCUCGACCUCACGCGGCUCGAGCAGCUCACUCAUGCGAGGGGGUACAGGAACACCCACAACUCGUUCAAGCCAAACCCUGCGGCACCACAAGCUUCGCACGCGCUCGCCCCAGCAGGCAGCGCUGGCAUGAUGGGCCCGAUGGGCAGUGUGCCUGGCAUGUUCCAGCAGUUCCACCAGAUGCUGGAGAUGGCCAAGCAGUUCAGUUCGGUGAUGGGCACCAUGGGCGCCCCGAGCACCUUCAGCGCCCCCACCGACGCAGGCAUUCAGAUCUUCGAUAGGCCUCGCAGGGCAGAUGAUGGCGCGAGCAGCCACGGGACUCUCAGCGCAGCGACCUUGGCACUGGGCGGCGCUGGCAACCAGGAGCCUGAGGCGGCCAUGGGCCCCGCGCAGGAGCUGGAGCAAAGGCUCAACGCGUCGGCUGAAGCAGCUGGCAGCCACCUCAGGCCACCGAGGAGCGGCAGGUCUGCCGCUACGAAGGCUGCUGACAGGGGCGAGGGCGCGGGCAAGGCCAAGGGCAAGGCCAAGGCCAAGGGCAAGGCCAAGGCCAAGGGCAAGGCCAAGCCCAAGGCCGCGCCUGCCCCUGCCGUCGCCCCGAAGCCCUGCGGCGUCUCAGGCGUCAUCAAGAUCGGCGGCGCCGCGAUCAGCCUGAAGGACGUGACCGACCCAGCAGAGAUCGGCACGAGGUCGAAAAAUGCAUACGCCAGCAGGGCCUAUGGCGCGGCCAAGACCCGUGCAGCGAAUGCUAAGCUCACCGUGAAGCAGGUCGGAGAGUGCGCCAAGCAAGCGUACCAGAUGGCAUCGGCUGUUUACGAUUACUAUCGGAGGCCAUCCUGA